AUCUGGGAAGGAACCGGUAGAAGGUUUGGCGUCACUUCACGGGUUGUUCAAAAACACCAAUACUGAAAUGUCCACCACAUCGUCAGUAUCAACGGGUUGUUUCGUUUUCAAGCCAGACAUCAAGAAGAAGAAGAAGAAAAGCUUUCCCAGUUUAGAUGACUAUUUCACUCAUGGUUGUGAAGGCGCUGAGACCAGUGAUAUACGCUUCAGACUCUUUCAUGAUCUAUGGAACAAGAUUAAAACGGACACAGAGCAUUUGCAGGAUGAACUCAAUAGGCAAAUCCUGGACAGCUUGCUGGACUUCACCAGGAAGUGCUCCUCCACUCGCCAACACGACGACUGGGCUUCCCAGAUGAGGGCCAGUGAGAUUCCCACAGCAGCGCUAAUGCUUGGAGUGAACGUGCCUGACCACGACAUGACCUUCCAGAGCCUGUCUGAGCUGCUCCAGCAGUCUGUCACACCUCACGUGGCAUCUGUCCAGGCCAAAGAGUGUGCAGCUUUGAAGCACUUGAUGAAGAGGGUCUUGGAGCGAUUGAUGCACACGGUGGUGGUGGCUGCUGCUGCUGAUGAUGAUGAUGACGACGAAGAGAAGGAGGAAGCGACGUUAAAGCAGAGCGUUACUCCGGUACACAAGAGUGUGCACUGUUCCCUGAGUGUGCUGUGCGAAUGGUACAACACACAAACAAAGAAAUCCAACACUCCUGGAAAAAAGCGCAGUUCUCAGAGUAAAGAUCAGCAUCCCCCAGUUGUGAUUAUUUUCAAAGAUUUAGAAGCCUUCAACCAAAAAGUUCUUCAGGACUUCAUUCUCAUCUGCAGUCGAUACAUCGAGCAUCUUCCCCUCAUGUUCAUAUUCGGCAUUGCCACAUCGCCGAGCACCAUCCAGCACAUGUUGCCCCACUCAGUGUCGUCGCUGCUGUGCAUCGAGCUCUUCCAGUCUCUGUCGUGCACUCAACACCUUGCCACUGUCAUGGACAAGUUAAUCCUGACAUCAAAGUUCCCUUUUAAACUGACUGGCAAAGUGAUGCAGGUGCUGAUUAGCCUUUUCCUCUAUCACGACUUCUCCGUGCGAAACUUCAUCAAGGGUGUACAGAUGGCCCUGCUGGAGCACUUCCACUCACAGCCUCUCAGCGUGCUGUGCUGUAAGAAGAAGGAAGCACUGCGUAACGCUGCACAUCUCAGCCACGAGGGCCUGGAGAGGAUCAGGCAGCUGCCUUCAUUCACCAGGUAUGUUGACAAGCAGGAAUCCCAAGAGCAGGUUGGACUGUUAAAGGAUGAUGCUCACUUACAGGAGGUUUGCCAAAAACUGAUAAAGGACCUUCAUAAAUACCACAAGAACUAUUAUCCGACGCUGAGGUGUCUUCACGUUUUGACCUCGUCGCUGCCUCGCUACCCCCUUGGAAAACAGAUCCGGGAGCUCCAUUUAAUUUGCCUGGAGAAGAAUGUUUGGGAGACGGAGGAUUACCAGUCAGCCAUGAAGCUGCUUAAGAUGUUGGCCAAAGACGAACUGAUCGCUUUACUCCAGAGAUGCGCGGAGAUCCUGCGGUCCGCCAACUCAAAGAAGAUGAAGAGCGCCCUCGUCCAGCUGGAAGACAUGCUCAGCAAAUUUAAGCAGCUGGACGGGGGCAGUGAGGUGGUCCAAUGUGAUGAGGAGAGCCUGACCUCUCCUGUGAAGAACCUUCAGAAGAAGACUGACCUGUACCAGCUGCAGAAGGCUCUUCUGGAGAUGACCGAGUCUAGAAGGACCAAGAAACGCAGUCCCUUUGAGAAUCUACGAAGUGAAGCACUCGAAUUUAUCGACAACCUUGUAAAGAGUCACCUGUAUCUGCCAGAGUCUCAGACGUUGAAUGAAGUGUGCUACUACAGCUCCUCAUCCUCCGUGAGAUGCCACCUCAACGCCACACCUCGCACCUCCAUUCAGGCCGCACUCAGCAGCCCUUACUAUUAUCUUCUGAAUGAAAGCCUAAAAACAGAUGACGGGAGCAUUUCCAACGCGGCGCCUGACAUCUGUAUCGCGUACAAGCUGCACCUGGAGUGCGGCCGCCUCAUCAACCUCUAUGACUGGAUGCAAGCCUUCUCUACUGUGGUGUCUGCAGCAGAGGGCAAUGAUCCAAAUUCAGACAACUUUGGCAAAGUGGAUGACGUCAAACACGCUCGGUUCAUCCGGGCUGUGUCGGAGCUGGAAUUUUUGGGGUUUAUCAAGUCCACCAAGCAGAAGACAGACCACGUGGCCCGACUCACUUGGGGAGGAUGCUGACCCAUUGGUCCAAAAACAAAAUAUAAAUUCCCUUGAAAAAAAAACUUGAAAUAUUUUUUUUUUUGUAGUUCUCCCUUUAAUUAAAGUUAUUUGUAUGACAUAGAUCAUGUGUUCAUUUCUUAAAAUAUUAAAGGAAUUAGUUGAUGUUCGAUGAUACAGUACACUGUACUAUUUCCAAAGACAAUACUGACUGAGUACAGUAUUGGAUUUGGAUUUAAACCAAGAGGCAGAAUAUCAGAGUGGAACCUUAAUGGUCAAACACCCUAAAAGUGGUAGAAUUUGAAGUCACACCACUAAAAAACUUAUUGUGAAAAUGAAGUGUAAUAACUAAUGGAACUUAGUACAACAUUGUAAAGUAUCUGGAUGCUUGGUACAAUUUGUUAAUUUAUCACAAGGCUUUAUUUAUUCCAGUACUACCUAUAAAUGGUCACAUCAGGUGACAUUAUCAUUCUGAUAAUGCAUUCCUUUCCCCCCUCCGUUAUUGUAUGUCCAUCAGAUGUGUUCAAAGACCUGAGUGGUUUUAUUCUGUGGUUCUCUCUAUACUUAUUUGACAGUUAAUAAAGUUAGAAAUAAGCUGUGUCCCAAUGGUUAAGAUCAUCGCCUGCCACCGUGGGGGACCUAGGUUCAAGACCCCGACCGGACCCUUGACAGACACUGAUACCCCGAACUGCGCUUCAGCUGCCCCCUGCUCCAGUGUGUUCCACUAACAAGUGUGUUUUCACUGUGAUGGGUAAAAUGCAGUGAACAAAUUUCAUUUGCGUGCAUGCAUGUUCAUGACAAUAAAGGUGAUUCUAACUCUUAACUUCUAAAUAGCCUAAACCAGUUAAUUCAUCACAUUGCAUUGUUUCCUGUAGGAAAUACUACACCUAGGAAGUCAACCAACAACAUGCAACUGAUUGUGUUUGACUUUGGAGGUUCCAGUGCAUUAGGUACACAAUCAGGUGAGAUCCAAUAUAAUCCGUGUCAAAACUCAGUUGGUGAGUCAUUUUGCUAACCGCAUGGUGUGUAGUG
Molecule: messenger RNA, 3265 nt
Organism: Phycodurus eques (leafy seadragon)
Lineage: Eukaryota; Metazoa; Chordata; Actinopteri; Syngnathiformes; Syngnathidae
Gene: orc3
Product: origin recognition complex, subunit 3
Exons: 20
Coding region: 68-2254 (728 amino acids)
Biological process (GO): DNA replication; DNA replication initiation
Cellular component (GO): DNA replication preinitiation complex; nuclear pre-replicative complex; nuclear origin of replication recognition complex
Molecular function (GO): DNA replication origin binding
Source: RefSeq, a predicted model, not a curated record